AUGUGGUGUUUUGGUUUCGGUUUAGAUUGUAAAUGGUUCUGCGGAAUCCGCAUCGGCAGUGUGAUCAAGAAUAAAGAUGGAAGACAUAACACUGACGUUCGUGCUUGGGUCCGCGUCUGCCUGCCCUGUCAACGAUCAAAGGUGUACCGCCACACGAUCGCCCCCCAUAGCCAGUUUGCCCUUCCCGACACUCGCUUCGACGUGGUGCAUCUGGACAUAGUGGGCCCCUUGCCUCCGUCAUCCGGUUUCCGGUACAUGCUGACAGCGAUCGACCGGUUCACCCGUUGGCCAGAGGCGGUGCCAAUGCCCGACAUGACGGCCGAAACUGUCGCCGCUACAUUCCUCUCGGCAUGGAUCUCCCGAUUCGGCGUUCCGUCUCAGGUUACUAUGGACCGCGGCAGACAGUUUGAAAGUGCCCUCUUCUCCGCCUUCACCAACUUGCUCGGAACUGCCCGGGUGCGGACGACAUCGUACCAUCCCGCAUCCAACGGCAUUGUCGAGCGCAUGCACCGUCAAUUAAAAGCUGCACUCAUUGCCCACGAAGACCGAACGCACUGGUCGGCCCACCUCCCUAUCGUCCUUCUUGGACUCCGUGCCGCGCUCAAGCCUGACCUUGGUGCCAGCCCGGCAGAGCUCGUCUACGGCAGGGCCCUGCGCCUGCCCGGAGAAUUUUUCGCCUCUUCAAACCAGUGUAGCACAUCAUCACACUUCGUGCGGCACCUUCACGACUUUUUCAGCUCCAUUCGUCCCGUCCGGCCUCGCCCAUCCUCGUCAUACAAGCCCUACGUUCCACAAGACCUCCAGAGCGCCACCCACGUUUUCGUUCGCGCUGACGCUAUACGGAAAUCCCUGACACCGCCUUAUUCCGGUCCUCAUCCUGUACUUGGUCGCGCCGGCAAGACCUACCGUGUAAAUCUCAACGGCACGCACGACACUGUGAGUGUCGACCGUCUGAAGCCGGCCUACGUCGAAGCUUGCCCGCCAGUCGUCGCGGCUCUCCCCGACGUCCCGUUCCCCCUUCAACGUCGUCGGCCUGACACUACCCCUCUGUCCCACCAACCUGCAGCCAAGACCGUUACAUGUCGGCCGCGACAACAGGGCAAAGUGCUCGCCUGCCGGUUUCGGCAGUCGCGGCCGCCGACGUCACGGCCCGCAUUAGCCGGCGUCUCGGCAGUUUUCACAGCAGUCAUCACGGGCCACGACUCGCCCAACGAUUCGCCCUUCAUCUGCCUCGCUCAUCGAGAGCUUCACGCAACGGGUAUUGUGCCGUCCCACGACUUCGUCCAGUAG
Molecule: messenger RNA, 1290 nt
Organism: Ornithodoros turicata
Lineage: Eukaryota; Metazoa; Arthropoda; Arachnida; Ixodida; Argasidae
Exons: 3
Coding region: 1-1290 (429 amino acids)
Biological process (GO): DNA integration
Molecular function (GO): nucleic acid binding
Source: RefSeq, a predicted model, not a curated record